AUGGAUUCCUCUGUGGUUCUGUCUUGGAAGGUGGUGGCGUCUCUUUUUCGGAGGACGACUGUCGUUUUCCUGGUCGUUUAUCUAUGCUGCGCAUCGGCGCUUGGCGAAGGUCGGCGUGUCCGUGAGGCAGCCGUAGCACGGUGCGCAUUUCGGACGGGUGAUUCCGCUCGCGAUGCGAAACUAACGCCCUUUUACGUUCCUGUAGAUGACCAGCAGAUGUACGAAGAAGGAAUCAAAGACUACUUGUCACAGAUGGGUGCCAGCAGCGACCAGUUUUCGGUCGUCUGCGUCGAAGCGAAAGAUAAGGAUGUGAAGUGUGAGUUGUGUUUAUACAACGAGGUCUCCGAAGAUCGCAAGCACGUUCGACAAGGUCAAGUCCUAGACACCAUGUUGCUGGAAUGUAUUGAGGGCAAAUUCACUCAGGGGUCUAUUAUGGCGAACUCUCAGUACCAUCCUAUCUGCUAUCCUCCACCUCACAAGCCCACCCGGGAUGCCAAAGAGGCGGAAGAAAAAGGCGUUAGCCCUCACCAGCACUUCGGCGAGGCCGGCGCGAGUAACACAGGAGCCGAAUCGUGCGGGACCGGGGGUAAAGGAAGCGGUGGUUUUUGA
This is a messenger RNA of Besnoitia besnoiti, 609 nucleotides long. RefSeq lists its product as uncharacterized. NCBI's taxonomy places the organism in Eukaryota, Apicomplexa, Conoidasida, Eucoccidiorida, Sarcocystidae. The record is from RefSeq and is a predicted model, not a curated record. The transcript has a single exon. The coding region runs from base 1 to 609 and encodes 202 amino acids.